Molecule: messenger RNA, 1171 nt
Organism: Megachile rotundata (alfalfa leafcutting bee)
Lineage: Eukaryota; Metazoa; Arthropoda; Insecta; Hymenoptera; Megachilidae
Product: protein lethal(2)essential for life pseudogene
Source: RefSeq, a predicted model, not a curated record
UUCAAAUUAAUAAUUUAUAAAGAGUUUUCAAAUGAAAAGACUUUAUAGCCUUUUUAGUCUUUGUUACGUUCGCUGUUUGUUCCCUGCUUAAAACAGCUGUAAAAAUACCUCAUUUAAAAGCAGUUCAUAUCAAGCUCGAUUCAAAUUUUACAUAUAGAUGCUCAGCCGUUCGAUCGAAGCGCCUCCUGUUAAAUGGCACGGUCAUGUUGCGAACCACACCAGUACAUUGAGAGCAGUCGCAUUGGCCAGAAUUGGUGCAUCGUGACAAAGUUCGCUCAGCCGUUUAAAAGUAGUCAAUAUGUCCCUGUUACCAUUACUUUUCUCCAACUGGUGGGAACACCUGGAACGUCCCCAUCGAAUGCUGGGUCAAGAUUUCGGUCUCGGGGUUAACAUGGGGCGUUUAAACGACAGUGUUCCGAAAUAUUCCAUGGCUUAUUACAGGCCAUGGGGCGGCGAAAUGUUGCGACGAGAGAACGGGGGUGCAUCGACCGUGAAAGCCGACAAGGACAAGUUUCGUGUGGACCUCGACGUGCAACAAUUCUCACCUGAUGAAAUUAACGUGAAAGUGGUCGACCAUUUUGUGAUCGUCGAGGGAAAACACGAGGAGAAGCAAGACGCGCACGGUUGGAUUUCCAGACAGUUCACGAGGAAGUACAUGAUACCUGAACAAUGUGACAUCGACCUGGUGUCGUCGAAGCUCUCCUCCGACGGUAUCCUCUCCAUCAUCGUACCUCGAAAACAGCAACUAACUUCCGAGGGUGAAAGAGUAAUCAACAUCGAGCAUACCGGCAAGCCGGCUGAAGUGCGUCAAACCGAGGAAGACAACAAGAAGGAGGAGGAGGAGGAGGAGAAAGCAGAGUAAUAAGUUCGCGAAGUUUUCUGCAAACCUUCCUAAUUGUUGCAUUAUUGUACACGCAUUUUGUAGCUCCUAACGCGAGUAUUUAUUCGAUGUGAUAUUUAUAAAUGUAUGCCUUUUAAUAAAUGUAGCGAUACAUUCCUCUUACGUGAGAACGCACCUUUAUGGUGCAAUAGACUGACUACGGUUUAUCGACUUUAUUCGAUACCUAUGGUAUCAUACUAUUUUUCUGGUUUUAUUUUCUUAUCAAUAAACGUAGUUUUGCCUUAUCUUAUUUUGUAUUGUUCUUUUUCGAAUAAACUACGAGUUAUAGAA